CUUCCUGCUUCUUAUUAAAAGAAUGUUGUUGUAGUUGGAUAUGAAGUUAGAGACGAGGCUGUUAUUGUAUUUGCGUCACCAACAAAAUGGCGUCCAGAAAUGGCUCCUCGGGCAGAGGUGGUCAUACGUCUGAUAGCAUGAUGGAACAAGAAAAUAACAGACUGGCAUCUGGACUAUCAAGCAAGAUCUCUACUUUGAAAAAUAUUGCCCUUGAUAUUGAAAAUGAAGCAAAGUACCAAAACAGUUAUCUUGAUGGAAUGGGUGAUGAUAUGGAAACUACAAGCUCCUUACUUGGUGGUAGUGUUAAAAGACUUUCGCAUAUGAUCUCAUCUGGCAGCUCAAAUCGAAGAUUAAUGUGUUACUUGAUAUUAAUCAUCGUUGGGGCCUUCUUUGCUGGAUAUUAUGUCCUGACCAGAGUGAAAAGCUAAGUGUUAAAACUCCAACAGCUCCAUAUAUUGUCUUAGAAAGUCAUAUGAACUAGAGACACACUUAUUUAUUUCUUAUAAUAAGAUAACAAUUCUUGAUUAGAUUUUAUUCCAAAAUAUUUUAAAAAGAUCAGUAGAGGAACACUUUUAAUCAACAGUGACACUAGAAUAGCUGUAGGGCAUGGAGGGUAAAGAACAAAUAAGGGCAAGAAUAGCAAGAUAAAGAAAUUGCUAAAUUCUGUUAGGGCAAUGGGGCAACCAUCCCAGUGCUCCCCUGUGCUCGGGCAUCCCUAUGUUUUAUUAGAAGCAGAUUAUCAAAUACUGUGCCUUAAAGUUCUAAUUUUGGGAUCCAUGAGGUAUAUUGGUCGUUAAUAAUUGAUAAUAUAUCAAAGAUUUUAAAGCUCUAAUGCCAUGGAUCCAUGCCAGAUUCCUUGGGUAAAGCCCCAAAAUAUUGUUUCAUUAAUUAUUGCAUUUUUGCAACAUCAAGGCUGAUAUUAAGCUCUCCUGUAUUUAAAAACCUGGUAUUGUAUUGUAUUACAAUUUCUGUAGAUUAUUAAAACCAAUACUCAAAA
Molecule: messenger RNA, 997 nt
Organism: Rhopilema esculentum
Lineage: Eukaryota; Metazoa; Cnidaria; Scyphozoa; Rhizostomeae; Rhizostomatidae
Product: BET1-like protein
Source: RefSeq, a predicted model, not a curated record